UCCAUUGAAUGGCACCACUGGCAGGUUAUUUUCGAAUCCGUGAGAAGAUUUACCAAGAGUUAUUGAGAACAUGCUAGGAAUUACGCACUCCAGGUGUUUUUGAAUUACGAGAAAGUCAAUCAAUGUUGAUGUUACGAUGCAAUGGGGCUAAAUGCAGUGUUCAUGCAAACCUACAUCGGUGGGGUCUCGUGCCCGCUCAUAUGCGGGAAGAGAUGGGUCAACCACGGGGUGCUGCUCGUGGGCUAUGGUUCGAAAGGGUUCUCCGUAUUGAGGCUCGGGAAGCAGCCCUACUGGAUCAUAAAGAACUCAUGGGGUAAGAGGUGGGGCGAGCAUGGUUAUUACCGGCUGUGCCGGGGACAUGGGAUGUGCAGGAUGAACACAAUGGUCUAUGCCGUCGUGAUGCAGAUCUCAUAGUUCUUAUUGUUCAUUUUUCAAUGCUGCGGAUGGACCUCGUGAACUUAUCAAUAUGCAUGCUUAUUGAUUUCGAGGUUCAUCUUUU
Punica granatum (pomegranate) is the source of this 499-nucleotide messenger RNA. NCBI's taxonomy places the organism in Eukaryota, Viridiplantae, Streptophyta, Magnoliopsida, Myrtales, Lythraceae. The record is from RefSeq and is a predicted model, not a curated record.